AUGUUCACCGUCGCCUACGUGAUCUUCGGGAUGCCGGCAAACCUGCUGGUCAAGAAGUUUGGCCCUAAGAUGCUCGUUUUGUAUAUGUUUACCUGGGGUCUAUUCGUUAUGGGACAGGGUCUCACUAAAAGCGCUACCGGAUUGAUCGCCUGUCGGUUUUUUAUGGGAAUGUGUGAGGCUGGAUUUGUUCCUGGCUGCGCAUACUUAAUUGGAAGCUAUUACAAGCGCGACGAGUUCCUUCGACGUUAUGCGAUCUUCUUCAGUGCCAACAUGGCGGCUGGUGCUUUCAACGGGCUUUUCUCGAGUCUCUUGACUGGUCUGAAUAUGAGCGGAUACGCGGGAUGGAGGUGGCUGUUCCUUCUCGAGGCUAUCAUAACCAUGGGUGUCAGUGUCGUCUGCUAUUGGGUAGUGGUCCCAUUCCCUGAAGAUGCGACAUUUCUAACAGCGGACGAAAAAUCGCUGCUACUGGCUCGCCUGCAGGCCGAUGGUGGUGGUGUUCGCACUGACCCUAUCUCCUUCAAGCGUGUAUUGGGCAUGGCAGGUGACUGGAAGAUUUGGAUCUGUGUCCUAGCAUACAUGGGUGCCGAAGAAAGUGCCAGCUCUCUAGUCGCUUUCCAGCCCACUAUUCUCAAAGACCUCGGAUGGACGAGCCGCUCGGCCCAGGUGCACAGCAUUCCGGUCUACGCCGUCGCGUUCGUCUUGACUCUUUCCUGCGCCUGGCUCAGUGACCACCUCCGUCGCCGUUACCUUUUUACCAUGUUUGGCGCCGCAUUGAUCAUAAUUGGAUGGAGUGUAGAGCUGGCGCAGGUACAACCCGCCGCAGUUCGCUACAUGGGCAUUUUCUUCGUGGCGUCCGGAGCCUUUAUCAUGAUGUCGAACACGGUAGUGUGGUUGUGCAUCAACCUUGGUAAGGGCGUGAAACGGAGUGUGGGCAUGGGUAUCCUUCCAGCCUUUGGCAAUUGUGGUGCCUUUGUGUCCGGCAACGUUUUCAUUACCAGCCAAUCUCCCAAAUACCCCGUCGGGUUUGGAGUGGGUCUGGCCUUUGCUGUGAUGGCCGCUGCAGCUUGCACGGUCUACUAUUUUGCCCUAAUGGCGGAGAACCGUCGGCGGGACAGCCAGGCAGAGAAGGACUCGACGGCCGAGACUACCAGCGACGCGGAUCUUGGCGAUGCGCAUCCGGAUUUUCGGUAUCAGCUGUAG
Messenger RNA from Aspergillus melleus, 1200 nucleotides. RefSeq lists its product as uncharacterized. Bases 1 to 1200 code for a protein of 399 amino acids. Gene Ontology annotation, molecular function: transmembrane transporter activity. NCBI's taxonomy places the organism in Eukaryota, Fungi, Ascomycota, Eurotiomycetes, Eurotiales, Aspergillaceae. The transcript is spliced from 6 exons. Gene Ontology annotation, cellular component: membrane. Gene Ontology annotation, biological process: transmembrane transport. The record is from RefSeq and is a predicted model, not a curated record.